CUCUCCGUUUCGGUGCUGCGUGCCAGACAGAGGAGACAGAGGGACAAUAUGGAUCCAAACACCACGAUUCUGCGAGUCAAGAGAAAACGGGGCACCGAUCCCGCCGACGCUUUGCUGCUGGCCUGCAAACGCAUUCGGCCGGAAGCGUCGCAGAGCUCGGGCGAGCCGGUCCCGGAGCCCAAUGAAGCCGAGGUGGAAAACUCUGUUUUCAAACUCGUGGCGACUGUGGCGACACAGGAUGCUCCGGUUCAGACGCAGGUUCGUCAGGCUUUGGCCCGACCCAGGAUGGCCCACGCACUGCGCCCCUCUGCUGCCAGCUCUCAGCGGAUAAUCGGGGACCUACGGAACACGAAGUGGAGCACCCGGCGAGAGGAGCGCUACAGAAUACUGUCUAGUCACCGCACUGGUUUACCAAAUCCAGCCGAGCAGCAAAACCUUCAGACAAACGCUCCUGAGGAUGCAGAGGAAAGUGGGAAAGCGGAGGACAAACAUUGGGGACUCUGUGAAGUCCAGGUGGUUGAUCUCGUACAUGAGAAUCUAGAUGAUCAGGACAAGUCUGGAAAGUCCGCUUUGGACCCAGAAGUGAUCCUGUGUAACAACAUGAAGAUGCUACGUGAGCGCCUGAGCAUAUCUGGAGAAAAACUGGGGGAAGAACACCGGGAGCAGGAUGACGACUACGUUUAUGAUCUCUACUAUCAAGAAACGGUCACACCAGGCUGGAUUCAAGACAUUCUGUCUGUCAGAGCCUACGCCGAUGAGGGAGAACUGGUGCCUGACCUUGUGGUUCACGAAGAAGAGGUGUAUGAAGAUGAGGAUGAUGAAAACGAGGAAGGCAACUGGAGGAAUGACUACCCUGAUGAAGAAAGUGAUGCGGACAGUGACCGGGAGGAGCGCUAUGGUGGCUACUGGGAGGAGGAACACUCGUACAGCCGGAGGAGCUGGGAGCGCUACCAGAAAGAUGUUCUCAAUGACCUGAACCAUGAGGAUGAUGAGGGGGAGGACUAUGAUUCUGACUGAUCUAUCUGUUACACACACAACCUGUUAGUGGCUCUUCCCAAACACCUUCUCCGCAAAUGGCACCGCACUCUGUCGACCUCUGUGUAGAGAAGAGAGGAGGAAAAGAGCAUAGCACUUAAUGCAUAACAAAAAACUCCCACUUUAAAGUGUAGCAAUUGACAUAACUGCACCAUCAGGUUCUAGGACUACAGUUAUGUGACAAGCAUCUGGUUCUGUGUAUGACCAGUAAUCUGGUUGUAUAUUUUUAAUGUUUACAAAGUUUAAAAAUGAAUCAUGUCCACCACCAGAGGGCAGCAUCCACCAGUAAAGGUGCAGUUAAUUCAUUCAUUCAUUCAUCCAUCCAUCCAUCCAUGCUCUCAGCUCCACAGACUGAAAGAGUAGGUGUUAUUUCCAGAAGGGUCCAGUGUCUUUUUGUGUGUGUGUGGUGGAGUGAAAUUUGUGUCUGGGUGUUUGUUCAAAGUGGAUGUGUGUGUUAGAAAUGUUGCACAUUAGCGUGAUUAUGCCUUGUAUGCUUCGUGCUGUUAACACUUCUGUUAGUGAGACGUCUCGGCUCGUGUGUUUGCAAUCUAGGGUGUUUGCAUUUGUGCAUGAAUAGUGUGCGCGUGUGUUCAUAGAACGGUGUGUUAGUUUUUUGCAUAUGUGGAAGCGUGGUCUUUUUUUUUUGGGGUAUAAGUUUGGCUCAGCUUGAAGUUCUGAUUCUGUUCUGAAUGUCUGUUUAAUGAAACUGUUUUUGUAAAUAUGUAGAUGUGUAUAAAAGGCAAUCUUUCAAAAUAAAGCAUCUUGGUCUGAAA
Molecule: messenger RNA, 1808 nt
Organism: Betta splendens (Siamese fighting fish)
Lineage: Eukaryota; Metazoa; Chordata; Actinopteri; Anabantiformes; Osphronemidae
Gene: slc7a6os
Product: solute carrier family 7 member 6 opposite strand
Exons: 5
Coding region: 49-1017 (322 amino acids)
Biological process (GO): developmental process
Source: RefSeq, a predicted model, not a curated record